Messenger RNA from Mucor mucedo, 378 nucleotides. RefSeq lists its product as uncharacterized. The transcript has a single exon. Lineage: Eukaryota; Fungi; Mucoromycota; Mucoromycetes; Mucorales; Mucoraceae. The record is from RefSeq and is a predicted model, not a curated record. The coding region runs from base 1 to 378 and encodes 125 amino acids.
AUGUUCCUUAGCGUGGAGUUUACUUCAAAAGGAUAUAUUCCCAAUCAUCCAAUUUCAUUUCUUGUAGAAAAUAUCGUACAAAGAGGAGCUUCUUUGUUGUUAAGAGCUUUUACGUAUAAAAUUCUACCUCGGGAAGAAAUUGCUGAAGUAGAUUCCAGAUUUGAAAACUCUGUUACCAAACUGACAGAAUCAGGCAAACUGGUAAGGAAAUAUAUUACGGAACUAAAUAGCAAGGAUCAGCUCGUAAUCAGUGAAUAUGAUCGUGUACAGUUAAAAAAAGACAUGUUAUACAUUUAUGAAAACACACUUGCUGGAGCCAUUAAACACAGAAACAGAAUAAUGGCAUUACAAAUUGAACAAGAAUAUAAUUUAGUUUGA